Molecule: messenger RNA, 585 nt
Organism: Peronospora matthiolae
Lineage: Eukaryota; Oomycota; Peronosporomycetes; Peronosporales; Peronosporaceae
Source: the annotation of a GenBank genome assembly
AUGAAUAUGUUGGAUGAUGAAGAUGACCAAAGCUUUCACGCUACGCGUGACGUCAACUCCCAUUUGAGCGAUGUCGAGUGGGAUGCGGUUGAACGAAUGGGUUCAACCAUGGGCAUCCAUGCUGUUAGCGUCAUGCUAGAGGCUCUCAAUAGAGAUGCCCAACAUGCUACUAUCGCCAAGUUCAUUCAAAAUGAACUUGCCGCUGAACGCGAGAAAGUAGCCUUGCUUCACCAACAAGGUUCUCAACAAGCAGAGUUGUUGAGAGAACAGGAUGCUCAACAAUUUGAACUGUUGAGACAACAACAGGCUGCUGCUGAUGGGUCGAUGCACUCGCGUCGACCCGAAACCUUAAAGAUUGACAUCUCCAAGCAUAGGGGAGUCGAAGAGGACUCCCUCUUGAGAUGGUUCGUCGAAUUGGAUGACGCCAUAGGGCGCGUCGCAUCGACGACGGGGAUAUGCAAGUUGCAUUUGCCCAGUCAAUUCUGGCAGGACGUGCCAAGACUUGGGCUUUGGGGCUCAAGUUGCACGACCCAUAUGCGUUUGGGUCGUUGGAAGUCUUCAAGUCGCGGUCUGAAAAACGUUUGA